Messenger RNA from Monoraphidium neglectum, 408 nucleotides. RefSeq lists its product as hypothetical. The transcript is spliced from 5 exons. NCBI's taxonomy places the organism in Eukaryota, Viridiplantae, Chlorophyta, Chlorophyceae, Sphaeropleales, Selenastraceae. Bases 1 to 408 code for a protein of 135 amino acids. Gene Ontology annotation, molecular function: calcium ion binding. The record is from RefSeq and is a predicted model, not a curated record.
AUGGGCCUGAUCUCCUGGAUGUGGGGCUCCAGCUCCAGCCCUGGCUCCAGUGACACCGGCGCUCCCAACAGCCGCACGGAUAACCCCUGGCGCAGGUUGUACGACCCGGGCACUGCGCCCAACGCCGCCGCGACCCAGACGACACAAUACUACGAUACUGUGCAGGGCCCCGGUUCCCCCAGUGUGUGGGACCACGUCCUCAAGAGCGAGUCGUUCCGCCGCAAGUCGUUCGACGACAUCGACACAGAUCAGGACGGGUUCAUUGACGUGGCCGAGCUCCGGCGUGCGGUGGGCCCCAGCGGCCCUGACGCCAGCCAGCUGCUGCGCGAGGCCGACAAGGAGGGCCGCGGCAAGAUCAGCCGCCGCGACUUUGACGCGGUGAUGAAGGGCCACUUUGGGACGGCGUGA